CCCGAGAGACCCAGCACCGAUGGUGAGGAGACGGCAGACAGUGUGCGUUUGGUCAGCAUCCGCACCCUCUACCUGGUCAGCACCACGGUGGACAGGAUGAGUGACGUCCUCUGGCCCUACCUGUUCGAGUUCCUCACCCCGGUGCGCUUCACUGCAGCCCUGACCCCACUCUGCAGGAGCCUGGUGCAUCUAGCUCUGAAGAGGCAGGAGGCAGGGGCAGACACCUUCCUGGUUCAGUAUGACGCCUACGCCCACGCAAACCUCCCGUCUCCCUACGCUGUGACCACGAGACUGCUGGUUGUGUCUUCCAACCCUUACCUGGGGGAUGGACGGGGGGCAGCCUCACUGCGUCUCCUGAAGGUUCUGCACGGGAGCAUCCACCCUUUGCUGGGUCAGCGGUGGGAGAUUACUGUGCCCCUGCUGCUGGAGUACCUGGAUGUGAGGCCAGGGGAACACACUAAGGAAACACUGUCACAGAAGGAAUAGGAAAAGCUGCUGGUGUUCCUGCGGGACACUCUAGCUGUCAUUUUCUGACAACAUGUGAUUUGCCAGCUGAGCCUGGAGAUGUGCAAGCAGCUGCCCUCUUACAGUGGAACACCCCAGGAGAAGAACUUCCUGUAUAAAUGCAUAGGAACCACUCUGGGUGCUACUUCAAGCAAGGAGGUUGUGAGAAAACACCUGCGAGAGCUGCUGGAGACAGCCAGAUACCAGGAGGAGGCAGAGCGGGAGUGAGCACACCUGUGUGUCUCCCCAGGCCUCGCCUGUUGUCUUGUCUGUGCCAUCACCCACCUUGAGGAUACCCUGGCACAAUUGGAGGACUUCGUGAGGUCCAAUGUGCUUAGGAAGUCCAUUGGAAUCUUCAGCAUUUUUAAGGAUCGAAGUGAGCAUGAGGUGGAAAAAGUGAAGAGUGCACUGAUCUUAUGUUAUGGGCAUGUGGCGGUGCGGGCUCCCCGCGAGCUGGUGCUGGCCAAGGUGGAGUCGGACAUCCUCCGCAACAUGUCUCAGUGCUUUAGCACCAAGGUUCUGGGAAUAAAGGUAGAGACCAAGGACCCAGCUCUGAAGCUGUGCCUUGUCCAGAGCCUGUGUAUGGUCAGCCAGGCUGUCUGCAGCAGCGCACAGGCCAGCGCCUUCUACUUCUCCAGGAAAGCAGAGCUGGUGGCACAGAUGAUGGAGUUCAUCAGGGCGGAACCCCCGGACUCUCUGAGAACACUCAUUCGGAAGAAAGCCAUGUUGGCCUGCACUUAUCUGGUCAAUUUGGAGCCGGCACUGGAAGAACAGGCACAGGCCGAUGUGAUCCAUGGUUGCCUACACAGUGUCAUGGCCCUGCCUCCUGAGUCCAACGGGGAGGACAGUAUGUGCCAGGAGCCCCUGUAUCUGGACACCAUGCAUGCCCUUGAGGAUUUGCUGACGAGCCUGUUGCAGCGGAACAUGACACCUCAGGGCCUGCAGCUCAUGAUCGAGCACCUGAGCCCAUGGAUCAAGUCUCCGAGGGGCCACGAACGGACACGGGCAGUUGACCUGAGUGCCUGCCUGCUGCAGUACUUCUUGGAGCACCUGCACGUCAGUGCCCUGGUGCCCUUCCACAACUUGGGCCUCCUCGUUGGACUCUUCUCCCCACGAUGUGCAGACACAUGGCCUGCUACCCGCCAGGAGGCUGUGGGCUGUGUCUAUUCCCUGCUGUACUUGCAGCUGGGCUAUGAAGGCUUCUCCCGAGACUAUCGUGAUGACAUGGCUGAACGGCUCCUCACCCUCAAAGAUGGCCUUGUGCACCCUGACCCCACCAUCCUCUUCCACACCUGCCACAGCAUAGCCCAGAUUAUUGCGAAACGCCUCCCGCCAGACCAGCUCAUCAGCCUCUUGCUCACCAUGUUUGAGGGCCUGGUAGACCCUGACAAGAACUGCUCCAGAGCAGCCACGGUCAUGAUCAACUGCCUGCUAAAGGAGCGAGGCAAAGUGCUAUUGGAGAAGGUACCCGAGAUUGUGAGCGUGCUGCGCUCCAAGCUACAGGAGACCCAGGAGGAGCAUGUCCUGCCAGCUGCCCAGCACAGUGUGUACCUCCUGGCCUCCCAGCACUGUGCAGCUGUGGUUUCCAGCCUUCUGGGAAGUCCCCUGCCAUUUGACAGCCACACUUGUGCCCUGUGGCGGGCGCUAGCCGUGGAGCCCAGCCUCACCACCCAGGUCCUGGGGCUACUCCUGGAGAAGAUGAGCAGGGACGUCCCGUUCAAGGAGAGCAGGACUUUCCUGCUGGGCAGCACCCCUGACCGAGUGGCUACGCUGCUGCCCCUUGCGGCCACCUGUGCACUGUAUGAGGUUGUGUCUGCCCCAGCAUCGGGGACUGCAGUUCUCGAGCUCUACCCCCAGCUUUUUGUGGCACUCUUGCUGAGAGUUAGCUGCACUGUGGGUGUCCAGCUGCCCCGAAACCUGCAGGCCAAGGAGAAGAGGAGCACCGGCACAGCCCCAGUUGCCAGGAACCUUGAUCCCUGCAGCACUGCAGUGGACACCCUGCAGGCCUUGCUGCUCCAAGGUGGCAGUCAGGAUGUGGUGCAGCGCGUGGAGCUGGGAGGAGGCUGGGAGUUGCUCAGGACCUCAGCAGGGCAUGAAAACGGGGUCACCCAGCUGGCCAGUGCCAUGGCCAAGUGCGCAGGCCCUCGACUCCCCCUGCUGAUGAAGGCGCUCGUGUGCACUCAGGACAGUGUGUAUGAGAUCCAGAGGGUUACUUCCACAGCCUUCCUGGCCGAGCUGCUCAGCAGCAACGUGGUCAAUGACCUGAUGCUUCUGGAGUCACUGCUGGACAGUCUGGCUGCCCGGCAAAAGGAUUCGAGUGCCAGUGUGCGGCGGCUGGUGCUCCGUGGCCUGGCCAACAUUGCUUCAGGCUCCCCGACAAGGUAGGUGCGGGCUCACAGCUCCCAGCUCCUGACAGCCAUGAUCAGUGGGCUGGAUGAUGGAGACGACCCACACAGCCUUGUAGCCCUGGAAGCCAUGGUGGGCCUUGCACGGCUGCUGGACCUGGUGGAGCCCCGGGACCUGCGCUCGGUGCUGCUGCACACAGCCAUCCGCAUCCGGCCCUUCUUCGACAGUGAGAAAGUGGAGUUCCGGACAGCAUCCAUCCGCCUUUUUGGGCACCUCAACAAGGCCUGCCAUGGUGACUGUGAAGACAUCUUUCUGGAGCAGGUUGUGGGUGGGUUGGUGCCCCUCUUGCUACACCUGCAGGACCCUCAGGCCCCUGUGGCCAGUGCCUGCAGGUUUGCACUGUGCACGUGCAUCCCCCACCUGGAGCGCGAGGAGCUGGCGGCUGCCUUCCAGAAGCACCUGCAGGAAGGUCGUAGCCUGCACUUUGGGGAGUUCCUCAACUCUACCUGCAAGCACCUGAUGCAUCACUUCCCUGAGCUGCUGGGCCGUCUACUGAGCACCAACCUUUUCUACUUCAAGAGCAGCUGGGAUGAUGUCCGGGCCGCAGCCCCCAUGUUCACAGGGUUCUUGGUGCUGCACACAGAGCCAGAGCACAGGCUGCAGGUAGACUUGGAGCAGCUCAUUGCCGCUCUUCAGCUCCUGCUGCGAGACCCAGUGCCAGGGGUGCGGGAGAAGGCUGCUGAGACACUGGGCCGACUGGUGAAGUUUGCCUGAGUCUGGCUGUACCCCACAUGCAGUACAGC
Messenger RNA from Castor canadensis (American beaver), 3653 nucleotides. NCBI's taxonomy places the organism in Eukaryota, Metazoa, Chordata, Mammalia, Rodentia, Castoridae. The record is from RefSeq and is a predicted model, not a curated record.